Molecule: messenger RNA, 1517 nt
Organism: Suillus subalutaceus
Lineage: Eukaryota; Fungi; Basidiomycota; Agaricomycetes; Boletales; Suillaceae
Exons: 7
Coding region: 120-1517 (465 amino acids)
Biological process (GO): peptidyl-lysine trimethylation; peptidyl-lysine monomethylation
Molecular function (GO): protein-lysine N-methyltransferase activity; protein binding
Source: RefSeq, a predicted model, not a curated record
AACCAAUAAAUCUCCAAGACAUGCUAUCGCGGGGCCGGAAUUUCCAUCAUGAACGGUCCGAAGAUAGACGCGGAGAGCCGCAUACAUGCAUCUUUUCUUCAGUCCCAUGACCUUGCCGCAUGGCACAUGCUGGGAAUAACAUCAACGUUUCCAUAAUGGCGAACAUCUCAAACGCACAAUCGUCGCUGAAUUGUCGAUGGUCCAAGCUGUUGGCAUGGUUGAAGACGCAAGGAAUGAAAACAGGAGCAGACGACUUGCUUGUCGAGUGCAAAGAAACACCCACUGCUGGGAAUGGUCUUUUUGCUCGAACGUCGUGUACUCCAUCUUCCUUGCUAUUUGCAGUGCCGCCUCAGGCAUUGAUGAAUAUCAAGACAUUAAAGUCUCUCUAUCCAACGUCCGGACCUACGCCACUAACCGCUACGCAAAUGAUAUCUCUGCACCUGUAUAUUAACCGCCCGCAUGGAAGUGAGGAUUCGCUAGACCCUCACUAUGGACCCUACAUCUCGACACUGCCUAGGGAGUUUGACAGUCAUCCUUUGACCUGGAUUGUUCGAUCGAAAAGUGGCACGGAGUCUGGAGGAGUCCUACUGCUGAGGUACCUCCCGCCGAGCGUGCAUGCAUCCUUGGUUAAGCUGCAUGACCGAUUUUGUCAAGACCGGGCUGUAGUCCGAGAGUACUUGCAGACUGCGAAUUCGUACAUCUCUUCAAAAUAUGAUACCCAUUUGGCCAAUAUCGAUGAUUCUAGUGCCAGCAAUUACGUGUGGGCUUGGUUGAACGUCAACACGCGCUGUAUAUAUUACCGGCUCAAAGCAUCGAAGGAGGACCCCGAUAAUCUAACUUUAUGUCCCAUCCUCGACUUUGCCAAUCAUUCUCCGAAUGGCUCGCAUAUGACUCCAGCCCCAUCAGAUGCCGAUAUUUGGGACACUGCGCCGGUAAAGCCGAUUGGGAGAGGAUUCAGAUUCCUUUCGCCAGCGGAUGUAUCUGUUCAAGAGGGCAAAGAGAUCUUUUUGGCUUACGGGGCUCAUCCUAAUCGCACGCUGUUCGUUGAAUAUGGUUUUGUCAACAAGUUAUUAGGCGAAGUCGAAAUUACGGAUGGUGAAGUGGACGUGCAAGAUGUGGUGGAAUCCUUAAUACUCGACCACAAAUCCGGUGUCUUCGUCAAAAGCGUCCUCGAAGACGAAGGUUAUUGGGGAGAUUGGACCCUAUAUUGCUCGGGGGAAUCAGCGCAGCCGUCAUGGCGCCUGAUUACGGCAUUAAGACUUUAUUGUCUCUUUGUCUCAAAUAAUACAAUCCAGCAUAACGCCAUUCAACCGUGGCGUGACGUCAUAGCAGGCAAACGAGAGAUAAUAUCUGAUGGAAACGAACUCGCUUGGAAGGAGUUGUUAAUCACGAUUUGCGAUGUAAUUGUCCCCAAAGCCCAGGCCAGUCUAGACAGUCUCAAGAGCGACAGCGCUGAAUUUGAAUUAUUGGUAGCCGCGGCUGUCAAACAGCGUGCACUAAGAGGGGACAAUUUUUGA